AUGUUCUUGGAUACUAUUGAUGGCAUACAAAUCCAUCUUCUAUUGAGGUUUUGUCUCAACUGGGGUUCUUGUGGUGGUACCGAUAGUGCCAAUGGAAGUAAACUGAGAGAGGGGCAUAGGGGCAGGAUGGCAACAGGGUGGUAUGCUUGGGGUGGUAUUUCUUGGGUAGAUGAUUAUGAGAUCAAAGAACAG
Ilex paraguariensis (yerba mate) is the source of this 192-nucleotide messenger RNA. The record is from the annotation of a GenBank genome assembly. NCBI's taxonomy places the organism in Eukaryota, Viridiplantae, Streptophyta, Magnoliopsida, Aquifoliales, Aquifoliaceae.